This is a messenger RNA of Volvox carteri f. nagariensis, 459 nucleotides long. RefSeq lists its product as uncharacterized. The record is from RefSeq and is a predicted model, not a curated record. The coding region runs from base 64 to 309 and encodes 81 amino acids. NCBI's taxonomy places the organism in Eukaryota, Viridiplantae, Chlorophyta, Chlorophyceae, Chlamydomonadales, Volvocaceae. The transcript has 4 exons.
CACUUAUUACGUUAUGCCUAUAGCGGUCUUGUAAUAGGCGCUCAUGUACACACGCACCUGUAUAUGCACUGUUGUUUACAACAUCACGUGCUGUCAUGUAAAGGGCAUCACUUAUUACGUUAUGCCUAUAGCGGUCUUGUAAUAGGCGCUCAUGUACACACGCACCUGUAUAUGCACUGUUGCGCUCAUGUACACACGCACUUGUAUAUGCACUGCGCUCAUGUACACACGCACUUGUAUAUGCACUGUUGUUUACAAUAUUACGUGUACACAUAUCUGUAUAGCUUGGAAGUAUACCGCAUAGCAUAAAGAAGGUCAGGUAUUCUACAUAUAUACAGGGUCCUCUAUUAGGCAAACAUGUACAUAUAUCCCUCUUUAGGUCUGGGCCUUUAUUUCUCGUAUAAUACGUGUACACAUAACUGGCCUAUAUACCUUUCACCUAUUUUCCCGAAUAUCUCG